Molecule: messenger RNA, 1881 nt
Organism: Talaromyces atroroseus
Lineage: Eukaryota; Fungi; Ascomycota; Eurotiomycetes; Eurotiales; Trichocomaceae
Product: Exocyst complex protein exo70
Exons: 3
Coding region: 1-1881 (626 amino acids)
Biological process (GO): exocytosis
Cellular component (GO): exocyst
Molecular function (GO): phosphatidylinositol-4,5-bisphosphate binding
Source: RefSeq, a predicted model, not a curated record
AUGGUGGGCACAAAGAACACCACCUAUGCCGAGGAGAGCGCCGAGGUCGAGGUGCUCUACGCCAAUCUCGACAAACUUAAGGUGCUGACAAAAAAGAUUCAGGGAUCGCUUGAUCGCCUGGAGACGAGCGGGAAAGUCGUCAAAGAUGCAAUUGGUCCCAUCUAUAGCAAUACACAGUCUCUGCAAAUCACCAACAGCAAUAUUGACCGCGUGAUCGAAGCUAUUGAUAAGCUCCGAAAGCCAUUAGAUGCGAAAGGUAGAGAGGAAGGAAUAAUACGGGCUGGACCCCAAAGUGCAGGCUUAUCACAAUAUCUUGCUGCCUUGAAGCGAGUUGAUUAUGCUCUUCAGAAUCUCCAGUCAACCAAUCUCAAGUCCAACCAGCAAGCCAUCUCGGAAUUCACGUCACUCCUGAAUUUUGGAAGCCAAAGACUACAAGACCUGUUUUUGUCGAAAUUGAAAGAAAAUGUCGAACCUAUUGAACCAUUACACUACCUUACCAAACAACUUCCCUUCCCUUCCAUUCCUGAAGAAACCAUUGCCGAGCUCGCACCGAUUGCGGCUGCUAUCACUUCUGCCGCUGGUCAAUUACCACAACGUGGAUCGGAAGACCCUGCGGUAACCAUUUACGCUGAAACCCGCGGGCCGUAUAUAACAUCAAGUCUGCAAAACCUUGCCAUGGCCUCUAUUAGCACAGCUAAGAGACGUCCAGAUGACGGACCAUAUAAGCAAGGCACGAAUGGUAUCGGGGUCUAUUCGAGUGCGCUGGAGGGCUUCAUUUCGGUGGAGCACGAGGGAAUCGUACAAAUAUAUACGGGAGAGCAACAAGGCCGGGCAUUACAAGCUUCGUGCCGGUCAUCACUGGCAGAAUUUUCCAAAACCCUGCGCGAGCUCAAUCAGUAUAUCAAGUCUAAUUUGAUGACGGACUGCUUCCUCGCGUUCGAGAUCAUCGAGAUAGUCACUGCCAUGUCAUAUAGGAUUGACGCCAAGACGGGCGAGCUGAAGAGUUUAUUCAUCGAAGCUCUGCGGCCUAUACGCGAAACAGCAAAAUCAUCACUCUCGGAGCUUCUGGAAGAGACCAGGAAAAAGGCAGCGGCGGUUACGGUUCUGCCACCGGACGGCGGGACCGUUCCACUGGUCCACGAAGUCAUGAGCUCUUUAUCUACAUUAACAGGCUACUCCGGACCUCUCGCCUCGAUUCUCACUUCCCUAGGCGACGGAAACUGGCGAUCCAAGUCUCAGUCCGCUACCACAACGCCUCUAGACGUCAGUCCGGACAGCCAAACAUUAUUUUCUCAUUUCAUUCUCGACAUGGUCGAAGCCCUAAUCAGCUCCCUCGAAGCUCGAGGCCGCACAGUCUAUCGCUCAAAAGCAGUACUGGGGGUAUUCAUCUCCAACAUCUUCUGCGUCGUAGACCGCUCUAUCCGCGCCAGCUCGGAUCUCUCUCGCUACCUCGCGAGCCCCGAUAGCAUUGCUCGCAUCGACGCAUUCCGCAAACGAGGCACGUCAGCGUACAUCGACGCCUGGCGCGAAACAUCCCAGCUCCUGCUCGACGUACAAUAUACAUCUCGCGGCCCACGCCCCUCGUCCAGCGGUCCCGUGGACUCAGCGCAGGUAGUCAAGUCACUAUCAUCCAAGGACAAGGAUUCCAUCAAGGAGAAAUUCAAGGCCUUCAACGCAGGCUUUGACAGCCUGGUAUCUCAACACAGACAACUCUACAUGGAGCGCGAAGUGCGAGGCGCGCUAGGUCGCGAGGUGCAGGCUGUGCUGGAGCCGCUCUAUGUUCGCUUCUGGGACCGUUAUCACGAGGUGGAUAAGGGGAGAGGCAAAUAUGUCAAAUAUGACAAGGCUGCCUUUUCAGCGCAACUUGCUGCUUUAUCUUAA